Molecule: messenger RNA, 3345 nt
Organism: Amborella trichopoda
Lineage: Eukaryota; Viridiplantae; Streptophyta; Magnoliopsida; Amborellales; Amborellaceae
Gene: CFM3A
Product: CRM family member 3A
Biological process (GO): RNA splicing, via transesterification reactions
Molecular function (GO): mRNA binding
Source: RefSeq, a predicted model, not a curated record
UGCAUUUUCUCCCACGAGAAUUUAUUUACCUCCAAGCGAUAUGGAUAUGUACACGAGGAGAGUUUCCCUCCGUUUGUGUUUCCCUUGAAACUACUAUCUGUUCGCUACACAAUCUACCGACAUCAAAUUUACGGCCACCAGCUGCAAUUUUAGAGAGUGAGGGUUGGGGUUUUUCGGUCUGCAUUCCAGAGAGUGAGUGCUGUUUUUUUUAUUUAUCUCGAUUCCAAGUUUUGUUGGGAAUUGUAAUCUGAUCGCUUUAUAGCCGCAUACUGUAAUCUCUGCAACAUUUGCGCAAACGCAUUGAAUUCAAGCGCAUGAAAUUGAGGGUGGUAUCAUGAUCCCUCUUUUCGCAGUUCAUUUCCACUUCAACACUAGCAACUCUUUAGAAUUUAUCUCUCUCUCUGUCUCUCUUAUCGUGCAGUUGGGGUUCUUUCGUGAGUAAUCUCUUCUCACAUUAACAGUCAUUUCUCUCUCUAAAUUCUGUUUCUUUCUCAAGAUAUGGCAUUCACACCUAGCCGCCCUCUCUACCCAACAGCUCUACUGGACUCUUUGCACUCAACGUGGUCCAGGUUUAAUGGCUCUCGCCUUCAAAUCACACGGCUCCAAAGAACCCAUGUUUCGUCAUAUCUCAACACUAUCACGAAUUCAAAAGACUUAGAGAGCCCCGAAAAGAUAUCCCCUAAUCCCCACUGUAAUGGAGUUAUUGCAGAGAAGACGACCCAAGUUCAAGGUCAUUGGAUUCACAAAUGGACAGGAAGCCAAUGUCGAAACCUCCCCAAAAGGCCCAAAGCUGUUCUGGAUUAUAGAGACAAUGGGGUUUCAAGCGAUGAACAGGAAGACAUUAACAGUAAAGAUGAUGAACUAGGUUUUGAAGAAGAAGCAGAAAAGAGCACCAUGGAUCAAAUUGUCGACAAGCUCAAGAGAUUCGGCUUCAUGGAUGAAAGAAAGACAGGUUUAGACAUGGAGAGAAGACCUGAACGUGGUUCAGUUGAAGAUGUAUUCUAUGCUGAACCAGGUGUUCUUCCCAAUUCUAGGGGUGGGCUUUCUUUAGAUUCACCUAAUGGGGUUUUGGAGAGAGAAAAUGGGGAGGUUCGAUUUCCAUGGCAGAGAGAGGUUUCGGUUAGAAAGACGAGGAGUAGGACUUCUUUAGCCGAGUUAACUCUCCCUGCAUCUGAGAUUAGAAGGCUUACGAAUUUGGCUCUUCGAAUGAAGGGGAGGACGAAGAUUAAAGGGGCUGGGGUUACACAGGCGAUUGUAGAUUCAAUUCACAAGAAAUGGAAGAGUGAAGAGAUAGUAAGGAUCAAGUGUGAGGGAGCACCCACUCUUAAUAUGAAGAGGUCCCAUGAGAUUUUGGAGAGAAAAACUGGUGGUUUGGUUAUCUGGAGGUCUGGAAGUUCCAUUGUUUUAUAUAGAGGCAUAAAUUAUGAUGUUUCUGAUGAGAAGCCUGCCAAGAAGCAAACCCAAGUUAAUCGCAAUUUCAAUAGGAAUGGCUCAGCCAUUGAUGAGGUUAACGGUAGUUUUUCAGAGAGUGUUUCAUCUAGAGAUUUGCAGAGGUUCCCUGAAGAAAAGGGAGUUAACAUUGAGAAUAAAACUGAAACUGAACCACCUAACAAAGUCAACUAUGAAAAAGAGGUAGACCAGUUAUUAGAGGGUCUUGGCCCACGAUAUAAUGAUUGGGCUGGUUGUGAUCCACUACCUGUAGAUGCUGAUUUGCUACCUGGUGUGGUCCCUGGUUAUAAACCCCCUUUCAGACUUCUACCUUAUGGAAUGAGAUUUUCUCUUGGAAGAACAGAAAUGACUACCUUAAGGAGGCUUGCAAGAGUUUUGCCUCCUCACUUUGCCUUGGGUAGAAGCAGGCAACACCAAGGUUUGGCUGUGGCCAUGGUGAAAGUGUGGGAAAAAAGCUCAAUUGUGAAGAUUGCUUUGAAACGUGGUGUACAAAACACUUGCGGUGAGAGAAUGGCCGAACAAAUCAAGAGCUUGACAGGAGGUACUUUACUCUCACGAAACAAGGACUUCAUGGUCUUCUACAGAGGAAAGGAUUUCUUGUCACCUGAAGUGACAGAGGCUUUAUUAGAAAGGGAAAGGUUGGCAAAGGCUCUCCAAGACGAAGAGGAAAAUGCUCGACUUUAUGCAACCGCUUCGAUUAUUUCAGAUGUCUCAACAACAACAGCUAAAGAGGAGCCUCGCUUUUCUGGGACUCUGAGUGAAACCUUAGAGGCGAGUGCAAGAUGGGGAAAGAAUCUUGAUAGUGAAGAGAAAGAAAAGAUGAUAAAGGCUGCUGAAGCAACAAGGCAUGCUGGCUUAGUUAGAAAGCUCGAAAGGAAGCUUGACCUGGCCCAGCAAAAGGCAAUGAGAGCUGAAAAAGCUUUAGCCAAAGUGGAAGAAUUUUUGAAGCCAACUGACCAGUCUAGGGAUCAAGAAAGCAUAACUGACGAGGAGAGGUUUAUGUUCCGUAAACUUGGCCUGCGAAUGAAAGCUUACUUACUUUUGGGGAAGCGUGGAGUUUUCGAUGGGACAGUGGAGAACAUGCACUUGCACUGGAAGUACAGGGAACUCAUUAAGAUAAUUUUGAAAGCUAAGAAUUUUGGACAUGUCAAGAACAUUGCACUAUCCCUUGAGGCUGAGAGUGGGGGUAUUUUAGUCUCAGUGGAUAAGAUUUCCAAAGGGUAUGCUAUCAUCGUUUAUCGUGGGAAAGGCUACAAGCGUCCACGUCUGUUGAGGCCCCAGAACCUUUUGACCAAGAGAAAAGCUUUGGCCCGUUCAAUCGAGCUUCAAAGGCGUGAGGCACUAAACAAUCACAUUUCAAAUCUGCAGAAAAGAGUGCAGACGCUGAAAUCUGAACUGGCUCAAAUGGAAAGCAUAAAGGAGAAAGGCGAUGAGGACUUGUAUGCAAAGCUAGAUUCUGUAUAUUGUUCCGAAGAUGAUGAAACAGAGGAUGAAGAUGAUGAGGCUUAUCUUGAGACCUAUUAUAGCUGCAAUGAAGAUGAGCGGAACCUGAGUGAACUUGAGAUUGAAAGCGAUGACUUUUCCCUUGAGGAGGGAGAGUAUGUCGAUAAUGGUAGCAUCCAUUCAUUUCUCAGACCAGAUGAUCUGCCUGAGAGCAUGCAAGGUGAAAGAGAAAGAACAAGACACUAUUUUUCAUAACUUACUGGGUCUAUAUCAAAAAACUGUUUUCCCUUGAUUUUUUGUACUUAUGAUGGGUAUCAAUGUGCAUUGCAAAGUUUUUGAGAUUUAGGGAUUUAGAUUAAUGUCAGCUUACUACAACAAUUAUUUCCUAUCGGGGUGAUUUGGGAUAUUAUAUGUCAAUUUUCUCUGUGAAAUGAUCAGCUGAAAUCUUGGCAA